AUGGGUAUCUCAGAAAAGAUCCAACAGAUCCAGGAGGAGCUUUCCAGGACCCAGAAGAACAAGGCCACGGAGUACCACAUCGGUUUACUGAAAGGUAAACUGGCGCGUUACAGGCAGCAAUUGCUUGAGCCUCCUCCAGGUUCUUCUUCGUCUCCGGGAACGGGUUUUGAGGUCUCGAAAUCUGGUGAUGCUCGUGUGGUGCUUAUCGGUUUUCCUUCGGUAGGUAAAUCGUCCUUCCUAUCCAAGAUAACAAAGACGAAAUCGGAAAUCGCACAGUAUUCGUUCACAACACUGACUUCUGUUCCUGGUGUUUUGGAGUAUGAGGGUGCUGAGAUUCAGAUUGUGGAUUUGCCCGGUAUUAUCAAAGGUGCUAGUGAAGGUAAAGGUAGAGGUAGACAAGUGGUUGCUACCGCUAAGACGGCAGAUCUCAUCAUGAUGGUUCUUGAUGCCACCAAAGGAGCUGAUCAGCGACAGAUUUUGGAAAGAGAGCUUGAGUCUGUUGGUAUCCGGUUGAACAAGCCAAAACCAAACAUUCACUUCAAGAUUAAAAAGGCUGGUGGUGUCAAGUACAACGCUACAUCUCCCUCAAAACACUUGAACGACAAAAUUUGCAGUGCUAUUCUGAGGGACUACAAAAUUCACAAUGCCGACGUGUUGGUGAGAGACGAAAAUGCCACAGUUGAGGAUUUUAUUGAUGUCAUCAACGAAAGCCAUCGCUCGUAUGUGAAAUGUCUGUACGUCUACAAUAAGGUGGAUGCUGUUUCUCUAGAAGAGGUGGAUCGUAUCGCACGUGAGCCCAAUACCGUUGUCAUGUCUUGUGAGCUCGAUCUCGGCGUCCAGGACGUUGUUGAAGAGAUCUGGUAUAAGCUCAAUCUGAUUCGCCUAUACACCAAGCGGAGGGGUGUCCAACCUGACUUCAACGAGCCCAUGGUUGUGAGGGUUGACUCCACGGUGUCUGAGGUCUGUGACUCUGUCCACAGGGACUUGAAGAAUCAGUUCAAGUACGCUUUGAUAUGGGGAGCCAGUGCCAAACAUUCACCUCAGAAGUGUGGCUUAAACCAUGUGGUUAGCGAUCAGGACGUAGUUUCCAUUGUGGCUAAAUAG
This is a messenger RNA of Kuraishia capsulata CBS 1993, 1104 nucleotides long. RefSeq lists its product as uncharacterized. Gene Ontology annotation, cellular component: cytoplasm. The coding region runs from base 1 to 1104 and encodes 367 amino acids. NCBI's taxonomy places the organism in Eukaryota, Fungi, Ascomycota, Pichiomycetes, Pichiales, Pichiaceae. The transcript is spliced from 2 exons. Gene Ontology annotation, molecular function: GTPase activity; GTP binding. Gene Ontology annotation, biological process: cytoplasmic translation. The record is from RefSeq and is a predicted model, not a curated record.